AUGUCUUCAUACUCAUUUUGCGCGAUUUGCAAACGUAAUACCUGUGAAGGUAGAAGGCACCUGUACACCAAACUUCAUCAAGAACGUUUGCAGAAAAAGCUUGAGACUCAAAAGAAAGAAUACCAAAAAUACAAAAUUUUCCUAAAAGAUGUCACCUUUGUUCAUAACAUAAAUAAGCAACCCGAUUUUUGGUGUAUCUUUUGCGAGAAUGAGGUGAAACCGUUCCUUCAACCAGCCGACGAAAGACAAAUUGUUUGUAUGCAUAUUUUCGAACAUCUUGUGACCAAAGAGCAUCACUCUAGAGUAUAUAAAUACUUAAAAGACAAUAAUGCCGACCGAAACAUAGCAGAUCAGUUUGUAUUGAGAAAAAAUGCUAUUGAAAACUUUUAUAAAAGAAUUCACGCGAAACAAAGGGAAACGGAAACUAAAUCAACACAAGACAGAUCAAUUUAUGCAUCUGAAUCGCCACCCUUGGAGAAUUAUGUUCGAGUUGAUGGGCAUGGUAAAUCGAAGGUUUCGAAAUCAAAUAUGAAUUUGAUAAACACUGAGCAAGACAAAAGCACAAUUCAAACGCUGAAUGAUGGAUUAAUGGACAAAAUGGGUGAGGACGAAUUUGUUUCUAGGAAUUUGAAAAAACACUCUUAUUUCGAUGUCGAAGAAACAAGGGAGGUAUCUGAAGAUUUCAUACAUUCUCCAACAUCGUGGUUUCAAAGUAAGGAUGACAACAAUGUUCACACGAACAUUCAGAAAAUAGAAACUGGUCCAUCUUUGAAAAGAUUUAAAGCCUACGAAGAGGCCGAAAUCUAA
Molecule: messenger RNA, 807 nt
Organism: Acaulospora morrowiae
Lineage: Eukaryota; Fungi; Glomeromycota; Glomeromycetes; Diversisporales; Acaulosporaceae
Source: the annotation of a GenBank genome assembly